Messenger RNA from Triplophysa dalaica, 6097 nucleotides. RefSeq names its product mitogen-activated protein kinase kinase kinase 5 (gene map3k5). Gene Ontology annotation, molecular function: MAP kinase kinase kinase activity; ATP binding. The record is from RefSeq and is a predicted model, not a curated record. The coding region runs from base 539 to 4609 and encodes 1356 amino acids. The transcript has 30 exons. Gene Ontology annotation, biological process: protein phosphorylation; MAPK cascade; cellular response to stress. NCBI's taxonomy places the organism in Eukaryota, Metazoa, Chordata, Actinopteri, Cypriniformes, Nemacheilidae.
AGACGGCGCUGCUCCGCCCCUCGAGCGUAAGUUCUGUGCGUUUCAGAUAAAUAUAGAAGAAGGGCAGGGUCCAGCGGACGCACGCGCUACACCCGACGGCGAUUUCGCAACUCGGCUAUGACAUAAACAGGAACGACAGGACGGAGGAAACGCGAGGUGAAAGGGCUUCGUCCGACGCUCCCGGAGUUUCACGUUCACUUCGGCAUCUGCACGCGCUCCGAUAAACGCGCGCAGCAACGCGUCGGUGAAUUUCCUGGUGCGCGAUGAAAGUCUUUUCUCGAGUCGUGACGAGCGUGUCAGAUCGCAGCAGCUCAGACUUUCUCUCUCUGUCUCUGGUUUUACAUCUGAUUGGAUUCUACGGUUUUCACUCGGAGACGGUAAUCGCGACUGUUGUAGGUUGCAGUCGCUGGUGACGUCACGACACUUUUAUUUGUUUGUUUGUUUGAUGUCGCUAGUGUAGCCAGACGUGUCAGCGAUGAAGUGUGCAGGUUGAGCUUCUGCACUGAAGGGCUUCGAACUGAACUUUAACCGACACACAAUGAAUUCGGAUCUUGAAGGGAUUUCUCUUUCGGUACCAUCUUUCGGACAUCCGCCGGGCGCAAUGGCUGAGAAUAGCAGGGAAAGCAGCGCUGCUGUGAAUUCUGCCACCGUGACCCUGUGGCAUGACCCGUCCUGUAAGAGUGCCAAUCCCGGGCUGAUCUGUUGCCCGUCGGACGCUGGCACGUUGUUGAGCACCUGCAAAAACAAGAAUCGAGCCGUGACAGUGGUGUACGUGAGAAACACGGAGAUGAGCCAGUCUCAGAGUCCAGAGAACAUGGCACUACAGUGUCUGAAGGAUGCUUGUGACAUUUUGGGAUGUAAACUGGAGAUCAUCCACUUUGGGAUGCUGGACUUUGGGGAGACGUCGGUCCUCGAUCACUUUUACAAUGCCGAUGUUGCAGCGGUUGAAAUGACGGAAGCGUUUCGACAGCCGUCGCUCUUCUAUCAUUUGGGUGUGAGAGAGAGUUUCAGCAUGGUGAACAACAUCAUCCUGUACUGCGACCUCAACUCCGACUCACUGCAUUCUCUACAGGAGCUCAUAUGUCAGAAGAAUAUGUCGUGUGCCGCCAACUACACGUUCAUCCCGUACAUGGUGACCCCUCAGAAUAAAGUGUACUGUUGUGAGAGCAGUCUGAUGAAGGGUCUCAGUGAACUCAUGCAGCCCAGCUUUGAAGCUCUGCUGGGACCCAUCUGUAUGCCACUGCUUGACAGACUCACACAACUGCUGAGCGGCUGUAAAACCAGCACCUGCCAUUAUUUCCGUGAGACGGUUCUGAAUGAGAUUCGUAAAGCGCGGGAGCUUUACACCGGAGCAGAGCUUGCGGCAGAACUCGGUAGAAUCCAGCAGCGUCUGGAUAACGUGGAGUGUCUGUCUGCCGAUAUCAUCAUCAACCUCCUGCUGUCCUACAGAGACAUUCAGGAUUAUGAAUCCAUCGUGAAGUUAGUUGAAACACUGGACAAGCUGCCAACCUUUGACCCCAUGGCCCAUCCUCAUAUAAAGUUUCAUUACGCCUUUGCCCUCAACAGGAGGAACCUGCCAGGCGACAGACAGAAAGCUCUGGACAUCAUGUUGCCUCUGGUCAACUCAGAUGAGCAGGUGGCGUCCGACAUUUACUGCCUGGUGGGCAGAAUCUAUAAGGACAUGUUCCUGGACUCUCACUUCGCGGACACGGAGAGCAGAGAUCAGGGAAUGCGCUGGUUUAAAAAAGGUUUCGAAUCGGAACCCACGUUGCAUUCUGGUAUAAACUACGCAGUGCUGUUGCUGGCUGCAGGGAAUCAGUUCGACUCGUCCUUUGAGCUGCGGAAAGUAGGUGUGAAGUUGAGCAGUCUCCUGGGCAAGAAAGGCAGUUUGGAUAAACUUCAGAGUUAUUGGGAUGUGGGUUUCUUUCUGGGAGCCAGUAUCCUCGCCUGCGACAACACACGAGUCAUUCAAGCUUCUGAGAAACUCUUCAAAAUUAGAGCUCCCACCUGGUAUCUGCGCUCACUGGUGGAGACCAUCCUCAUUUAUAAACACUUCACUAAACCAAACACAGAUCCACAGACCCCUAAACAAGAGCUGGUGGACUUUUGGAUGGACUUCAUGGUGGAAGCCACUAAAAAGGAUGUGACAUCUGUCCGUUUUCCAGUAUUAAUACUGGAGCCCACUAAAGUGUACCAGCCGUCUUACCUCUCUAUAAACAAAGAUGCGGAGGAGAACACUCUCUCUAUCUGGCAUGUCACUCCUGAUGAUAAAAAUCAAGGGAUUCAUGAGUGGAACUUCAGUGCAGCAUCAGUACGAGGUGUGAGCAUCUCCAAGUUCGAUGAGCGCAGCAGUUUUCUGUAUGUGGUGAAUAACUCUGAAGAUUUCCAGAUCUAUUUCUGCACAGAGAUGCACUGCAAGAGGUUCUGUGAUCUUGUAAAUACACUCACUGAGGAGGCCUGGAAAGGCUCAGACGAGACCGAGUGUGAAUCUGAGGCUUUAGAGUAUGAUUAUGAAUAUGAUGAACAUGGAGACAGGCUGGUUCUGGGUAAAGGCACGUUUGGCGUGGUUUACGCGGGUCGUGAUCUUAGUAACCAGGUGCGUUUAGCCAUCAAAGAGAUUCCUGAACGGGACAGCAGAUAUUCACAACCUCUGCAUGAAGAGAUCGCCCUUCACAAACACCUGAAGCAUAAGAACAUCGUUCAGUAUCUGGGCUCCAUCAGUGAGAAUGGCUUCAUUAAGAUCUUCAUGGAGCAGGUUCCGGGAGGCAGUCUGUCAGCGCUGCUCAGGUCAAAGUGGGGUCCUCUUAAAAACAACGAGUCCACCAUCGGCUUUUACACCAAACAGAUUCUGGAGGGUCUCAAGUAUCUGCACGAUAACCAGAUAGUUCACAGAGACAUCAAGGGUGAUAAUGUCUUGAUAAACACUUACAGUGGUGUUUUGAAGAUCUCAGACUUUGGAACAUCAAAACGUCUGGCUGGAAUAAAUCCAUGCACUGAAACCUUCACCGGUACGUUACAGUACAUGGCUCCUGAAAUCAUAGAUAAAGGGCCGCGCGGGUACGGAAAGCCAGCAGAUAUCUGGUCUCUGGGCUGUACUAUCAUUGAAAUGGCCACGGGGAAGCCACCCUUCUAUGAACUGGGAGAACCACAGGCAGCCAUGUUCAAGGUUGGAAUGUUUAAGAUCCAUCCAGAGAUUCCAGAAUCCAUGUCCACUGAAGCCAAAGCAUUUAUCCUGCGCUGUUUUGAACCGGAUCCAGACGGCCGAGCCACAUCCACUCAUCUGCUCACUCACGAGUUUCUGACUGUCACCUCACGCAAGAAACGGUCCAAGACUAACAAUUUCACAGCACUGACACCAGGACCUGAGUAUCUGCGCAGUAUAUCACUUCCUGUUCCUGUGGUAGUUGAGGACACCAGCAGCAGCAGCGAGUACGGUUCCGUGUCACCUGACAAUGAGCUCUGCUCCAACCCCUUUAACUUCAAACCCAGCAUUAAAUGCUAUAGUGAGCGAGAGGUCAAAGGUCAUCGCUCGCUCUUCCUCAGUAUUCCUGUGGAGAACUUUGAGGACCACAGCGCUCCGCCCUCGCCGGAGGAGAAAGACUCAGGUUUCUUCAUGCUGAGGAAAGACAGCGAGAGGAGGGCGACUUUACACCGCAUCCUGACGGAGGACAGGGAGAAGAUCGUGCUUCACCUGCAGGAGGCGCUGACACAGGGCUCUGAGGAGACCAAAUUGAAGCAUCAGCACAUCUCCACACUGGUGACAAGUCUGGGGGAUUUCGUGAGGAUGGCGGACAGAAAAAUAAUCGCCGGCGCCCUCUCUCAACUCAAACUGGAGCUGGAUUUUGAUAGUACGGCAAUCAGCCAACUGCAGGUGGCGCUGUUUGGAUUCCAGGAUGCCGUUAAUAAAGUCCUGAGGAAUCACAACAUAAAGCCGCACUGGAUGUUUGCUCUGGAUAACAUCGUCAGGAAAGCUGUGCAGACCGCUAUUGUCAUAUUAGUACCUGAAUUGCGGCCACACUUCGCGCUAGCGUCUGAGAGUGACACAGCCGAUCAGGAGGACAUCGAUGAUGACACCAGCCCUCAGAGAAGAGCCGAUCUCAAAGACAUAGCGCCACCUAUUGCCCAUCAUGACGACACGGUGGCCACGUCUGGUGUGAGCACGCUCAGUUCAACCGUUUCCCAUGAGUCUCAGAGUGCUCAGAGGUCCAUCAGCAUGGAACUCGGCCGCAUGAAGCUAGAAACCAAGAGGUUGUUGGAGGAACUGAUAGAGAAGGAGAGAGAGUAUCAGGCCAUCUUACAUCAAGUCCUGGAGGAGAGAGAACAGGAGAUCAAACUCUUAAAGGGACGGUCCACACUUACCGAUGUUCCUGAGCCCUUUAUAAACACACCGAGAUCAUUUGAACAAGAUGGAGACCAGGAGCUUCAGGAAUGGCUGAAACUUCACGGGGCUGACGCGGAGUCUGUGGAGAGAAUUAUAUCUGAGGAGUACUCCCUCGAUGACAUCCUUCAUUAUGUCACAAGAGACGAUCUAAAGACUUUAAGACUGCGAGGUGGAAUCAUUUGUAAACUGUGGAACGCUAUUACAGAGCACAGAAAGAAUCCAGCCUGAGAACCCAAUGUAUACACAUAUCUGACCAUCCAGAGCCACCCGACAUGUGGAGAACAUAGUGAAAUAUCCACUGGGAUCAAUUCAUAUCACAUGUAAAUAACAGUGUUUUAACAGCUCCAGCUGUAGAACAAUUUCUACACAGCUUAUUUGUACGUCAUGUUGUGUUAACUUUGUACAGGAAACUUGUUUUAUUUUUGAUAUUUGUUUACAAACUCCCGUCUUGACCUGCCUGAGAACCUUCGCAGCUCUGAUCCCUUUAAAGGGAAAGACAUUGAAACUAUUCACACAUGCACACGUAUAUAAAUACAGAUUUCGUAUGUUUUUUUACAUGUAUCAUUUAUAAGGUGUAUCAUCAAGGUAAUUUACCUUUUUUAGCAGAGCUGUUUAUGUCCGUUUAUAUUCUAAUGACUAUGAAGAAACACCACGACCAGUCUGAUUCCUCACACAUUCUACUGUGUUCUCUGUUUGGGGUGAUAAAUGAAAUGAAUAAAACUGAUGUUAUGCAUAAAAACUUUAAAAUAUAGAUUCCUGAGAUUAUAUUUAUAUUGCAGAAUUUUACUAUUUAGAAGCAGCUCACACAAAUAAUAUAAUCACAUUUUGAAAGAUUUGCCAAAGGAUUUAUUUAUUAAGCACAAACCUCCAACACCUCAACUAUUUAAACUCUGAAAAACUACUGCAAGAGUCUAUUAUAAAACACACACAAACAAUAUGUAAAUGUUCACCUGUUCCUGUGCAUUUCAAUUGUUUUAAUUCACUCCUAUGUAUUUUAUAUAUACAGGGCUAUGUAAUGUGACAAUCAUAUAACAGUAAAUUAAAGUUUGAUUUCUGUCAUUUGUGUUUGCAUGAUCAGUGUUUCCCCGAUUCUGAUGUUUUAUUUCACAACAAAUGUUUCCUUUUACUAAAUGUAGGGUCUUUAUUUUCUGGAGAAAAAAAAUCGUAAUGAUCAUUGCUGGUGUGAUAUUAAUCUUAAUCUUUUUUAAUUGCAGUUUAAAGGCAGUUUGUGCUUUUUAAAGUGAAAUAUGUAAGGAUAAUGUACAGUCAGCAGGUCAUUAUCACAAACUAAACCUCAACAGGGUGUUCAGGACAUUUCUGCAAACAAAUGCAUAACAAGUUCAUUAGCACAUUAUAUUUAAACCAAGAGCUAAUGCAGACAAAAGCAGACAAAUACAGCAAAACGUCCAGUAACACUUUACAAUAAGAUUUAUAACUGCUGUAAAAGUGUUGUUCAUUGUUAAUAUACUUUAUGUGCUAACUGUAGUAAGGUAAUGUUAACAAUUGGAAGCUUAUUUUAAAGUGUUACCUUUUUAUUGUUCAAAUAUAUACAAAGCAUUGAAUAUAGAAUAAGACAACAUAGGGUUAUAUAUUUCUUAUAGGCUAAAAUCUAUUUGUGGAAGUGUAGAUUCUACUAUAUAAUUUUUACAGAACUAUGUGGAGAUUUAAUGUUUAUUACUUAAUAAUUUUAUAAUAAAUACUUAUACAGUUUAAAAA